AGCGCGACACAAGCGACCGACAUCGGCUAUGGAGCUAUGGAGGCCGCGGAGCGAAAUACCGAUUCGCCCUGCAUCUCCGCCGUCCUCUCGUGCCUCGCACUCUCAAUCGUGUACGUGGCGAGCCUGUAUGUCUGGAGUUCGCCGCACAACAGGGAACACCCAUCAACGAUAAAGAAACGAUUUUUUAGUGUGUUUAUCAUGACUCUCAUUUCUCCAGUACCUUUGUACUUUGGUAUGAACGAGAAUGUAUUUCAGAAGGCAACCAUUUGGGAGUUGCUGGGUCUACGAUGGUCAGGCUUGAUACAGGCGACUGUGAUACCGUUGCUUCUAACGAUGAUCCUGUUCCUAGGUCCUCUGAGUCUGCAGGGAUUCAAUGGAUUGUGGCGAUUGUACACUGAACCUAUAUAUUGGUUGGGAAGCGUGAGAACGCUGAUCUGGUGGAGGAAUCAGGUAGUUGCUCCAUUGUCUGAGGAGUGGACUUUCAGGGCUUGCAUGUUGCCAUUGCUCUUGCAAUGCUUCGCACCGACUACUGCCAUAUUCGUGUGCCCCUUGUUCUUCGGGGUAGCUCAUUUCCAUCAUGUAGUGGAGAGAAUAAAGAUGGGAAUGGGGAUCAAGCACGCACUGUUUAUAUCCUGUUUCCAGUCCGCGUACACGACAUUAUUCGGAGCGUACGCAGCCUUCCUCUUUGCCAAAACAGGUCAUUUCAUUGCACCGUUCGCCGUGCAUUCUUUCUGCAAUCACAUGGGAUUUCCUGACCUCUCUGAAGUAGCAGCGUACAAGGAUCCACUGAAAAGAGCCGGACUGCUGUGUCUGUUUGUAAUCGGUUUAGUCGCUUGGUGCUUUUUGUUGACGCCAUUGACUCAUCCGUCAUUGUUCCACAAUAAUUUGUUCUGGCAUAAACAUUUUAUAUGAGAUACGUCUAACUUAUAACAAGUGAUUAAAUGUUUUUAUGCAGGAUUUACCGUAACCGCUCCAUCGACUUAACAGUUUACAUUGUUGUGUGACAUUUUAACGUUGAAUCUUAAUAGUACAAUACUUGUAUGUCAAGGAGUUUCUCGCGCAUCAUUGCGGGAUUAACAUGAUUUCGUACUGAUUAAUUUUCUAAGCCGAGAAAUAGAUCGAUAUAGAUAGAUAGUCUAAUCUUAACUGAUCGUACAAUUAACAUUGUUAUGAAUUGUAUCACCGUAGUGCCUGAUAUUUAAUUAGACUUUUAUAGUGGUAAUUGCGAGUGUCAAUAACUAUUGGGACAAAGCGAACUUGUUCUCAAAGCCAAAGUGCGGAGACUCAUAUAAAUUAUCGUUUACGAAUCGCUACAUAUUCGUAUGUUGCAUUAUUUCACAAUUUUGAGGCGUCGGUUAAAUGUUAUCGAUAUUAUCCUUUCACAAGGAUUUUUUGUAAAACGAGAACUGUAAUAUAAAUUAUCAUAGAGAUAUAAUUAAUGUAACGUAUUAAGAAAGUUUCUAAAUCGAUCUUUCUAAUCGUCUACUUUUAUAAUGAUCUGUGUGUACAGUGUAUUUACGAUAUUUAUGUAUGCGAGACGGCAGUUAACGUGACAUUCAAACGUGAGCGAAACUGCUGCUACAUGUAUACCAAUGGUUUAUUUAAAUCACAGAAGUAAGUUGUUUAACAAUAUUACGAUACUAAAUAAUACAGUUUUUUAUAUAUGUACAUGUAUACAUGUAUUGAUGAACGCGUAUGCAUUAUAUAUGCAGUGAAACUAUAACAAAAGUACGUAAGUAUUUUCGUACGUGCAUAUGGGAUAUUCGAGAGCCGCAGUAACCGAAUAUAGCGCAUAUAUGUAUUCGAGUGCAAUUCAACUUUGAAAUAUCUUUUGAUUGCAUACAUAAUGUAUACCAUACAUUUGUUACUCAAGAGAUGCGAUCGUGCUGAAAUCAACUUUUGAAAUUAUAUAUUCAGGGAUAUGAAGUGUUGAUAGUGAUACAGUGUUGACAUAUUAUUAAGUGUUUUACAGUUGAGGUAAAAAUGCAGGUCGCAUGCUAUGCGUAAAUUAAUAUAACAAUGUUCACACCGACUUAUAUCGAUAGCUUCCUUUACUUUAGGACUUGUUAAUUUUGUUUCAAUACAUCGCGAGAAAAUGGCGCGUUUCUUUGUACGAUUAUCUUCGUUUUUUGUAUAACAUUAAUACAGAAUAUAUAAUUCUAAACAAAACACAUACAUUUUUAACUCUCGUAUUAUCUAU
This is a messenger RNA of Odontomachus brunneus, 2200 nucleotides long. RefSeq names its product CAAX prenyl protease 2 (gene Sras). Gene Ontology annotation, biological process: CAAX-box protein processing. The record is from RefSeq and is a predicted model, not a curated record. Gene Ontology annotation, molecular function: metalloendopeptidase activity. Bases 37 to 912 code for a protein of 291 amino acids. NCBI's taxonomy places the organism in Eukaryota, Metazoa, Arthropoda, Insecta, Hymenoptera, Formicidae. The transcript has 6 exons. Gene Ontology annotation, cellular component: endoplasmic reticulum membrane.